This is a messenger RNA of Scomber japonicus (chub mackerel), 6502 nucleotides long. RefSeq names its product myoferlin like (gene myofl). The transcript is spliced from 54 exons. NCBI's taxonomy places the organism in Eukaryota, Metazoa, Chordata, Actinopteri, Scombriformes, Scombridae. Gene Ontology annotation, cellular component: membrane. The record is from RefSeq and is a predicted model, not a curated record. Gene Ontology annotation, biological process: plasma membrane organization.
UGUCUCAUUCCCCAAGGAUUAUGGUUCACUUCAAUAAAUAAAUUUGGUUUUCAUCAAGAUGCUGCGGGUCAAUGUUGAGUCCGCCAGUGGGAUCCCCAAAAAGAAACUUGGAAACCCUGAUCCAAUAACUUCUAUUAUCUUCAGAGGUGAAAAGAAGAAAACCAAAACAAUUGACAAUGAACUGAAUCCUGUAUGGAAUGAAGUGCUUGAAUUUGACCUGAAAGGCUCUCCCUUGGAUGCAUCCUCAUUCAUCGAUGUUGUGGUGAAAGACUAUGAAACAAUUGGCAAACACAAGUUCAUAGGCUCAGCAAAAAUCUUUCUGAGAGACCUGGCCAGUGGUAACGCGAGGUCCCUCCCAUUCAAGAAUGUGCCCUUGAUUAAUGAGAAACAACAGGCCAUUGGGGCAACCAUUAAUUUGAUCAUUGGGUAUGAGCCACCAGCCAGCAGCACUCCAAACUUAAAUAAUCAGCCUAAUGGAGACAUGACUCAGGUGGACGCUGGAGACAAUGAGGAGGGUGAGGAGGGGGAGGCAGAAGUGGAUGCAGGGGGUCAGGAUGGAAGUCCAGGAGCAGCUGCCUCACCAAACCACCCUGGGAAACCCAGCCACAAGCCAAUCCGUCUUAGCCGUAAGAGGCAUAGAGCCCUGGCUAAUAAGCCCCAGGACUUCCAGAUUCGUGUUCGUGUUAUCGAGGGUCGACAGCUGCCUGGCAACAACAUCAAACCAGUGGUGAAAGUGAAUGUUUGUGGACAGACCCACAGGACUAGAAUCAGAAGAGGAAAUAACCCAUUCUUUGAUGAGAUGUUUUUCUACAACGUUAACAUGCUCCCAUCAGAGCUGUUUGAUGAGAGCAUUAGUCUUAGGGUUUAUGACUCCUUCUCCCUCAGAGCAGACAGUCUGAUAGGCGAGUUCAAGUUGGAUGUUGGCUAUAUCUAUGAUGAACCUGGUCACGCCAUAAUGAGGAAGUGGCUCCUCCUGAGUGAUCCCGAUGACUCUACCUCAGGAGCCCGAGGUUACCUUAAAGUCACCAUAAUUGUUGUGGCAACUGGGGAUGACCCACCGAGUGAAAGGAGAGAGAUAAGUGAGGAGCAGGACGACAUAGAGAGUAACCUUUUGGUGCCAGCUGGUAUCACAAUGCGGGGGGCCACACUCAGCAUCAAAGUCUACCGUGCUGAGGAUAUGCCACAAAUGGACGAUGCCUUUGUUCAGACAGUAAAACAGGUCUUUGGAGGGGAUGGAGACAGGAAAAACUUGGUGGAUCCAUAUUUGGAAAUCAGUUUUGCUGGGAAAAAGCUGUGCACCAAAAUCAUUGAGAGAAAUGCAAAUCCAGAGUGGAAUCAAGUCGUCAAUCUCCAAGUCAAGUUCCCUUCAAUGUGUGACCGCAUCAAGUUGACUAUGUAUGACUGGGAUCGUCUAACCAAGAAUGAUGCCAUAGGAACAACUUUUUUAGAUCUGAGCAAAAUAUCCUCUCCUGGAGGAGAGAUUGAUGACACACAGGGUGAAAAUGGCAACAUGUCUGAAACGAGCAGUGCAGCGUCUCAGGUUGGUUUUCUCCCAGCUUUUGGGCCUUGCUAUGUCAACCUGUAUGGCAGCCCAAGAGAAUUUACUGGCCUCCUUGAUCCAUAUGAGGAACUCAACUUUGGCAAGGCGGAAGGGGUGGCUUACAGGGGGAGGGUCCUUGUUGAACUGUCCACUGAGCUGGAUGGGAAGGUUGAUAAGAACGUAGAUGAGAUCUCCAGUGAUGACAUCCUGGUGGCACAGAAAUACCAGCGGAGGAGGAAGUACUCUCUCUGCACUGUGUUCCAUAGUGCGUGCAUGCUCCAAGAGCCAGGCGAGCCAAUCCAGUUCGAGGUCAGCAUUGGUAACUAUGGUAACAAGUUGGACUCCACCUGCAAGCCACUGGCAUCUACAACCCAAUACAGCUUUGCUGUGUUUGAUGGUAAUCACUACUAUUACCUGCCCUGGGCUGACACGAAGCCUGUAGUUAUCCUGACUUCAUACUGGGAAGACAUCAGCUACCGUCUGGACUCUGUCAAUGUUCUCCUCUGUAUCACUGAGAGACUGGAGUCCCAUCUCACCUCUUUAAAAACAGCCAUCUUAGCCAAGUUGUCUCACACACGUCUGGCAGAGAUUUGGCUCAAACUCAUCAACCACAUGAUUGAGGACAUUAACAAUUUCCAGCUUCCAUUGCUGGAGGGGCAGCCCAACGUGACUGCACUGGAUCUCCAAAUAAAAAGCCUGCGUGAUGCCGCUUUGGAGAGUCUCAGCCAGAUGGCCAGUCGCAUGAGAGAAGAGGCUACAGAUGUCAGAGAUACCAUCAGUGACAUUGAAGACUGGUUGGACAGAAUCAAGCAGCUAGCAAUGGAGCCUCAGAACAGCAUGCCAGAUGUGAUCAUCUGGAUGCUGAGGGGAGAGAAGCGUGUGGCUUUUGCCCGAGUCCCAGCAAACCAGAUUCUGUAUUCCAACUUCAGUGAACAAGCCUGUGGUAAACACUGUGGAAAGACUCAAACCAUCUUCAUGCAGUACCCAAUGGACAAAAACAAAGGUCUGAAGAUUCCUGUUCAGCUGCGGGUCAGCAUGUGGCUUGGUCUCUCUACCUAUGAGAAGAAGUUCAACAGCUUCUCAGAGGGAAACUUCAGUGUAUAUGCUGAAAUGUACGAGAACCAGGCCCAGGUUUUUGGGAAGUGGGGAACCACUGGUCUGGUUGGCCGCCACAAGUUCUCAGAUGUGACUGGGAAAGUGAAACUCAAACGAGAACGCUUUCUGCCACCCCGUGGAUGGGAGUGGGAGGAAGACUGGUUUGUGGACCCUGAGCGAUGCCUGUUGACAGAAGCAGAUGCGGGCCACACCGAGUUCACAGAUGAAGUUUUUCAGAAUGAAACACGUUUCCCUGGUGGGGAUUGGAAGCCUGCUGAAGAGCAAUACACGGAUGUGAAUGGAGAACAGGCACAAAGCCCAGGAGACUUUGAGACUCCAUCAGGAUGGGCCUGGGAGGAUGAAUGGAGUUUUGACAGCAACAGAGCUGUAGAUGAGAAUGGUUGGGAAUAUGGGGUUACCAUUCCUCCGGAUGAUAAGCCCAAAUCCUGGGUUGCAGCAGAAAAGAUGUACCAUGUCCACCGCAGGAGGAGGCUCAUAAGACCGAGGAAGAAGACAUCUGAUAAAAUGGUUGCUGUUGAGAGGCGAGAUGCAGGGGAAGGCUGGGAAUUCUCUUCCCUGAUUGGCUGGAAGUUCCACAGGAAGGAACGCACCUCUGACACAUUCCGCCGUCGCCGUUGGAGAAGAAAGAUGGUCCCAUCUGACUGCAUCGGGGCCUCUGCCAUUUUCAGACUGGAAGGAGCAUUAGGGGUUGAUGUUGACGAAAAGGCCAGUAAAACUGGUGCAGCCAAGCGAUUUGGUGCCAACACACCCACUGUUUCCUGCCACUUUAACCGGUCUUACAUUUACCAUCUGAGAGUGUACGUGUAUCAGGCGAGAAAUCUCUGUGCCAUGGACAAAGACAGUUUCUCAGAUCCUUAUGCCCACGUGUCAUUCCUGUACAUGAGUAAGACCACAGAAGUCAUAAGGAUGACUCUGAACCCUACAUGGGAUCAGACACUCAUCUUUGAGGACAUUGAGAUCCAUGGAGACCCACAGACCAUUGCCCGCAGUCCUCCUGAUGUAGUCUUGGAGCUGUAUGACAGCGAUCAAGUGGGUAAAGAUGAGCCCAUGGGUUGCUGUACAUGCCCCCCAGUAGUGAAACUGAACCCCAGUGUGGCUGUCAGCCCAAAGCUGCUGUGGUUCCCAGUCACCAAAAAAGGUCGCAAUGCAGGAGAAGUACUGCUGGCUGCUGAGCUUCUACUGAAGGACAAGGUGAAUGAGGGAGAUUUGCCCCUGGUCCCUCCUCGGCGGGGGGAGAACCUCUACAUGGUUCCCCAGGGAAUCAGGCCUGUAGUGCAGCUUACUGCGAUUGAGGUCUUGACUUGGGGAUUGAGGAACAUGAAGACUUACCAGUUGGCCACAGUUUCCUCUCCCAGUUUGAUAGUGGAAUGUGGUGGUGAGAUUGUUCAAACUGCCAUUAUCAAGAACUUCAAAAAGAACCCCAACUUCCCCGGAUCUGUGCUGCUACUCAAAGUGCUUCUUCCUAAAGAGGAGAUGUACACCCCUCCUAUUGUUCUGAAAGUAAUCGACCACCGACCCUUCGGUAGGAAACCUGUAGUGGGUCAAUGUACAAUCGAUUGCCUGGAGGAGUUCCGCUGUGACCCGUAUCGCAUUAAUGAUGAAUCCUGCAUGUCUGCUAGAGUGGCAAUGAUAACAGCUGCACAGGGAGAUGUUGUCAUAGACAUUGAGAAGAGUCCAAUCGUGACAACUGAGGCUCAAGCUGAAAAGGAAGAGGAUACAGUAGACUGGUGGAGUAAGUUCUAUGCCUCUGUGGGAGAGCAAGAGAAGUGUGGGCCGUACCUGAAAAAGGGAUAUGACACAUUACAAGUUUUUAACAGCGAACUAGAAGAGGUUGGCCAAUUCAAAGGACUCACUGACUUCUGCAGCACUUUCAAACUACAGCGAGGAAAGACUGAUGAUGGAGAAGAUGAUCCUUCGGUGGUGGGAGAGUUCAAGGGCUCGUUCAAGAUUUACCCACUGUCUGAUGACCCAGGGGUGUCGACUCCACCACGCCAGUUCAGAGAGCUUCCUGAGAGUGGACCUCAGGAAUGUCUGGUCAGACUUUAUGUGGUGCGCUGUUUUGACCUGCAGCCUAAGGAUACAAAUGGCAUGUGUGACCCAUACAUCAAGAUUACACUGGGCAGGAAAACAGUGGAUGACAGAGAUAAUUACAAACCAAACACCCUCCAUCCAGAGUUUGGGAGGAUGUUUGAGCUGUCCUGCUUCCUGCCUCAUGACAAGGAUCUGAAGAUUUCUGUGUAUGACUACGACUUACUGAGCAGGGAUGAAAAAGUGGGUGAGACAAUCAUCGAUUUGGAGAACAGACUUCUGUCCCGUUUCAGGUCCUGCUGCGGCCUGCCUCAAACAUACUGCGUCUCAGGAAUUAAUCAAUGGAGAGACCAGCUGAAGCCCUCUCAGAUCCUCCAGAAUGUGGCCAGGGUGAAAGGCAUCCCUCCUCCAAACAUAGAAGGAGAUGGCAGCUCACUGUCUUUCUCAGGAAAACUAUACAACCUGCAAGAUUUUGAGGCAAACACUGUGAUCCACCCACACUUGGGACCAGCGAGAGAGAGACUGGCCCUGCAUGUUCUCAGAGACCAAGGCUUGGUAUCUGAGCAUGUUGAGACCAGAACUUUGCACAGUUCCCACCAACCCAACUUGUCCCAGGGACAAAUUCAAAUGUGGGUGGACAUCUUCCCCAAGAACCUUGGUUUGCCAGGGCCUCCAUGUGAUAUCACUCCACGCAAAGCCAAGAAGUAUUUCUUGAGGGGCAUCAUUUGGAACACAACUGACGUCAUUCUGGACGAAACAAGCAUCACUGGAGAAAACAUGAGUGACAUCUAUGUCAAAGGGUGGAUGCCAGGAAUGGAGGAGGACAAGCAGAAAACUGAUGUUCAUUACAGGUCCCUGGAUGGUGAUGGAAAUUUCAACUGGAGGUUCAUCUUUGGGUUUGAGUACCUGCCUGCAGAACAGCUGUGUGUUGUCUCAAGAAAAGAACACUUUUGGAAUCUGGACAAAACUGAAUUUCGAAUUCCUCCCAAGUUGAUUGUCCAGAUAUGGGACAAUGACAAAUUCUCUCUGGAUGACUACUUAGGCUCAGUUGAGCUGGACUUACUCAAUCUGAUCCCUCCUGCUAAGUCCCCAGAAAAGUGCAACUUGAAGAUGUUGCCAGGAAUGGGGGGCUCAAUCUCCUCCAAGAAACCACAGCCCAACUCACUCUUCUCCCAGAAGUCUGUACGAGGCUGGUGGCCAUGUGCCAUCGAGCAGGAUGGGAAACACGUGCUUGGUGGGAAAGUGGAGAUGACCCUGGAAAUAGUGGAGGAGAAGGAGAUGGAAGAGAGACCAGCUGGGAAAGGCAGAGAUGAGCCCAACAUGAAUCCCAAACUGGACCCACCAAACCGCCCAGACACAUCAUUCUUCUGGUUUACAAACCCUUGCAAGACCAUGAAGUUCAUAGUUUGGCGCAGAUUCAAAUGGAUUUUCAUCUUGUCGAUUGUUCUUCUGCUGGUUCUGUUGUUCUUGGGGAUCCUGCUCUACUCUCUACCCAACUACAUCUCAAUGAAGAUUGUGAAGCCUUUCUCCUAAGAAGUAUUACAGGGAAGCUGUCUGUCCUCCUACUGCAGAAUCUACAGUCCUCUUAACUGUUACUGUCCCUCAGAAAUAUACAAUAAUUUCUCUACUGAUACCAGAUCAGACUGGGACUCAGCAUUUUCCUCUCACAUAAUCAGAGCUGCUUUUAUUAUUAGUUUUAUUCUUUUUUGCACUGCCAGUAUUAUUUGUAUCUCUUGAAUAUCAAUGUAUUUCUCAUAUCUUUGAAUUAAAGCAAAAAUCAAGAAUGUUAAGAUAUUUUAAUAAAGUUUGUUAUUGUUA